GCGGUCUAGAUGGCCCAAAUUGGGUCAUGUCCAAAGCAACGCACGCGGCUGCCUCACUUUGCAUAGGACGCAUCCGCCAGACCGCCACUUUCUUCCGCAUUUCCUCAAACAAUUCGCGCGCCGCCGCCGCCGCUCUCCGGCGUCUGCUACUCGGCUCCGUGCCCCCACCAGGCAGCAGGCCACCACCCCAAUCCCUCUCUUCCUUCAGAGAUGCAGAAGGUGCGGCUCAAAUGGGUGAAGAACCGGGGCCUGGAUCACCUGAUCGAGCGCACCACCUCAAUCCGCGCGUCCUGCCUGCUGCUCGACCACCUCUCGCGCCUCCCUGGUACCUCCCCCGUGCCGGCGCGCUCCCUCGCACGCCUCCAAAAGCCGCUUGGCCUGACGGUGCCUGUGCUUCGCUUCCUUCGCCGCCAUCCCACGCUCUUCUCCGAGCAACCGCACCCUCGGUUCCCCACGCUGCUCUCCUUUUCCCUCACGGCUGCGUCACACACCCUCCUGUCCCGCCUUGCCGAUGCCUAUGCGCACGACGCGCACCUCCGCCUCGCGCGCCUCCUCCUCCUCACCCGCUCCAGGUCGCUCCCGCUCGCCUCCGUGCUCCCGCUCCGCUUCGACCUCGGACUGCCGUUCAACUUCGCCGCCGCGUUCCCGGCCUCCCACCCCGGUGUCUUCGCCGUCGCCAACAACCGCAUCUCCCUACGGUCCACCUCCGGCCUCCCCGAGGACAUCGCCGUCUCCUCUCUCCAACGCCGCCACGCCGCGGCCAUCGACUCCGCGACCUACCGCGCGCUGUCCCGGCCGCCGUCCUCGUCGAGCGCCCCGCUCGCGUUCCCGAUGCGAUUCCCGCGGGGGUACGGCGGGAUGAAGAAGGUCAAGGCCUGGAUGGAUGAGUUCCACCGCCUUCCCUACAUCUCGCCGUACGACGACGCGUCAGGGAUCGACCCUGAGAGCGACAUUUACGAGAAGAGGAACAUCGGCUUGCUACAUGAGCUACUUGGGCUAACGGUGCACAAGAUGGUGCGGAGGAACGCCAUCCGGCUUCUUCGGGAAGAGCUGGGCCUGCCACACAAGUUCACUAGGCUGUUCACGCGGUACCCUGGAGUGUUCUACCUGUCGUUGAAGUGCAAGACAACGACUGUGGUGCUUCGUGAGGGGUACGAGAGAGGUAAGCUCGUGGAGCAGCAUCCCCUGGCUGCUGUGAGGGACAAGGUGCAUUAUGUGAUGCGCACUGGAGUGCUGUACCGUGGAAAAGGUUUGUCCAAGCUUGUUCUGGAUGAGGAUGUCACUGAGGAAGAGGGUGCACUGAAUGGGGAGGAAUUUGAAGGGGAGGGAAUGGAUGGGGAUGCUGAUGUCGAGUGCUUCAGAAUGGAGAUUGUGGAUGACGAUGGGUCUGCUGAUGAUGUGGAUGAUGAAGGUUAUAGUGAUGGUUGACAUGGACUGAUGACUCUUGCCUUCUUGAUUUAUGUUUUGCAUUUGUGGCUUCAGUCGUGAAUUACAGUGACUGUUUUUUAUUCAACUUAUUAGUGGCUUCAAUUGAGAAGUUCAGCAAGUUAUUGUAGAUUACUGUACACAAAAUAGAAUGGGAAAUAUGUCAGCCUUUUUUAUUAGCUAAAGUGCAGUCUCUUCGUAUAAUAAGACGUCUCGUUUUCGAAUUCAUACUGGUGCGGACUCGGAGCAGAUGAACUGAUGAAGUACCGGGUUGGACGAAAGCCCUUCAUAUUUUUAGUGUAAAAAGCUGUACCUGAACGUGCCAGUGUUUAAGCCUGCUGGCAUGAACUUCGAAGGAUAUAGCAAUCUUCAAUUUGAUGGAUUACAUUGGCAAAAAAAAAAAUUCAAGCUCUGCUUUCCUGCAUAGUCACAUGCAAACCAGGAGGUAUCAUGCGUCUGGUCUGGUCAUGGGCUCAUGAAACUGAAGGUGCGCAGGGGGUGCAUGGAAACUGCCACUUGAAGUCUGGUUGCAGAAUUGGGCAGUGUGGAAGCAUGACUGCAUAUAUGAGUAUGAUGACUGCUAAUUGGGUUGUUACUCAGGAUGGCAGGAUUCCAGGUUCAGUGAUUCGUGUCUGGUCGUCUUGCAUGUUUCAUCUCCCUUCUUUUUCCCUCCCUGCUCUUGUUUUUGACUAGUCUCCGUCGGCAAUGCGUCAGAUCCAGUUCAAAUCAGGUCACUGGUCACCCUAGAGUUAGACCUCUAAAAGCAGUGCAAACUAUUUACGAUUCUGCAAGUGGCUGCACACUCGGCGUCUGGAAGCAGUUCUCGUUGGCUAUUUGCACAGGCGUCUGGAAGCAGUUCUCGUUGGCUCACUGACCAAAAAAAAAAAUCUGCAAACUGGAGCCGACUCUUCUCUCUGCAAACAACUUGAUUACGGUUUUUUCUCUCUGUCAGAAGAGUGUCUCAAAUCUUAUAUAUAUCAAGGAUCCAAUCGCUUUGGACUUACAUAAAUCAACUGAAACAAAAAUACAAGCCAUCCAGUCAUCCCGGAAAACAGGAAGGCUGCCGGCGGCGGCCAGAGAGUGAAUAUAAAGUCUUAGAGGCAAUAAGUGGUUUCAGCUGACGAGUUAUCGUGCCACUUUUGAUGUACUUUAUUAACCGAUAAUCGUCUCAUAAUCUUGGAUUGAACUUUCGACUCUCGUGGUUGUUAAUUCUAUCACAUUGCUCCGUCCA
This is a messenger RNA of Zea mays, 2656 nucleotides long. Its product is annotated as Ubiquitin carboxyl-terminal hydrolase family protein. Gene Ontology annotation, molecular function: RNA binding. The transcript has 4 exons. NCBI's taxonomy places the organism in Eukaryota, Viridiplantae, Streptophyta, Magnoliopsida, Poales, Poaceae. The coding region runs from base 211 to 1428 and encodes 405 amino acids. The record is from RefSeq and is a predicted model, not a curated record.